Mesorhabditis spiculigera is the source of this 2070-nucleotide messenger RNA. The record is from the annotation of a GenBank genome assembly. NCBI's taxonomy places the organism in Eukaryota, Metazoa, Nematoda, Chromadorea, Rhabditida, Rhabditidae.
AUGGAGGAGAACUCGCCUGCCGUUGGUGACCCAGCUCAUGUUAUUACGUCUGUCGACCAUCUCGAGAGGACAGGAGAAGUUUUCACAGUGACCCUUGCGGCAGAAGACGGCUAUAGAACCCGACUCAGCUUUCCGGCAGGAAUAUGCAAGAUCCUGUGUAACGAGCUGGCGAAAGCACCGUGGCAGCGCGAGCAGUCCGAAGCAUUGCCGCUGUUACAUCCUGAUGGAUCGGAGAAGAAGCCUGAGCUGCCCGCCCAAAACCACAAACCGACUCGCAUCUCCACGAUAGAUGAGCCGCCCGAAUCCGAAGGCGAGGCUGAGUAUCAGGAUUGGUCGUCCUCACCCGAGCAGCAUGAACUUCCGAUUGCCACGCCGACUCAAACGAAGUCACCCCAGAAUGAUGAGGCGGUUCCAGUCACUACAAGGGUCACGGAAGAAGAAAAGCCAACGAUCGGUCCCAAGAAGCAGAAGACGGCUGCUCCCGUCCAGGAAUUUCAAGCUGCCACGCCGAACGUUCCCGCUCAAACGCUCCCGAACGAGUCGUUGCGCAAGCAUCCCUCCGCUGUCGGUGAGGAGAAAUCGCAUAUUGUCGCGGAGAAGAACACAGCAACCUUUGGCUCGUCUAUCACCGAAACAGUACCGACUAACAGGGAUGAGAGCGUCGCAGUUGAGCCGGAAGAGGUGCCGAUUCCUCCAACAAGCCAAAAAGAGAGAUCACCGAAGACAGAGGCUGCAUCUCCAAUCAAGUCUCCAAGGGAGCGAACCCCGAUCAAGCUGCGCGUUGAUCCCAAGAUGUUGACACCACCGAAACCUGCACGCCGGGCACUUCGCGAUCGCUCGACACCAUCAGAAGCUACCGUCGAAAUUCCGGUAGUGGCGUCAACGAGCACCGCAAAGCCAGUCGACAACUUCGACCCUUAUGGCUUUGAGGAGGAGGCCGAAGAAAGUGAGAUGUCGUUGAAAUCGUCGCGUAACCAGCGCAAGCGCCCUUCCACCACCCCUGCGAAGAAGCCGGCAAAGUUCACGAAACUCGAUCCGCCUCCCGGACGGGCAAGAUUCAUCGUCACUGGAGUCGCUGACGGGCCAUGUCCAAAAAUCGAGAUGCGGAACCGCUUCGGCGAUGGCUACGACCCGGCUAUCCAGGACCUGGUCGCGCUGAACGAAUACAGCCAGUGGACCCCGCAUUGUUUUAAACCGAGCGAGUACGCCCAAUACGAUGGUAAGGGAGGUGGCGACCUCGUCAGGAUCUUCCCCUAUUCGCUGCACUUCCCGAUCGCCUACCAGCCGUCCCAAAGCUACGAGCAAAUGAAGGCCUUCUAUCAACAACUCGGCGAUGUCGAACUCUUAAAAAGCAAUAACCUGGAGGAUUUCCCAUCUCUCGAGCCAGAAUCGCCGCGACCCGCCUUCGAACUCGAGCUCGACGGUGACCAAUUGAGUUUCGUUUUCCUCGGCUCUGGAGUGGCGGCUCAAAUCAAGGAAAAGGAAUACCGUGUGGACCUGGCUGCUGAUCGUAACCCGCUAAAUCUUCGUCACGGAGAUUUGGUGUGGGCACCAUGGAACAAAAAGGGGAAGAAGGAAUAUUGGCCUGCCUACAUCUACAAUUUUCAAGUACUCGAUCUAAACGCCGUGUCGACGGGCCCUGACGAUACCCGCCAUUUCGAAGACGGUGAAGUUAUCAAAGUAGUACUUGCCUGGAUGUCUGACAUUGACCAAUACGACUUCGGAUUCGCGUUUUACAAGGACAUUCGGCCCUUCGAUACUGCUUUCUCAUUCUAUUACGAUCCGGCGGGCAAAGUGGAGUGCUGGUUCGCCCAUGUUGCCCAGGCCAUUACGGCGGCCGGAAAAGUUGGCUAUUGGGAAGACAAAGUAUCGGACAAAGUCCUGAAGCGACUCGCCAAGAUGCCCCAAGCCAAACCACUGCUGGCCAACGUAAAAAGUAGCGCGGAAGGCAGAAAGGCCAAGCCAAUGCAGAAAAAGGAGCGGUCGGCGUUGGCAAGGACGCUCACGAAGUGCUACGCUAUGGCGUUUGCGAAGAAGCAUGGAACAACUCCGGACGAAGCCACUCUUAAG